This is a messenger RNA of Cajanus cajan (pigeon pea), 1695 nucleotides long. RefSeq lists its product as uncharacterized. The record is from RefSeq and is a predicted model, not a curated record. Lineage: Eukaryota; Viridiplantae; Streptophyta; Magnoliopsida; Fabales; Fabaceae.
CUGCAAUUCUGGUUUCUGGAGCAACAAGAGGAAACAAAAUAGGGGCUGCACUGAUUCAUUUGCACCAUCUUAUUAGGUUAUUGAUUGAUUCCACCAAAAGUGGAAGAAUUGCCAUAAGGAUUAGAAUUUUGAACAUUGAACCAUGGAUGAAGCCAAGAGAAUGGAAGAGGGGUUUACCACACCCCAUAAGGGCGAGUUGAAACAGGAAAUUGAAAAAACCAAUGGUGGAGACUCCAUUGAACAUGACAGAGACACAAGGAGUAACCAAGAGGGUGAGUCCGUUCAGCAAAUAGUGGAGCAAGAGCAACCAUUGGUGAAGCAAAAAACAAGAAGGGUUGCAACCCUCGAUGCAUUUAGAGGCCUCACCAUUGUGUUGAUGGUACUAGUAGACGAUGCUGGUGGAGCUUAUCCACGCAUUGAUCACUCCCCGUGGAAUGGUUGUACAUUGGCUGAUUUCGUUAUGCCCUUUUUUCUUUUCAUUGUUGGGGUUGCUAUAGCCCUCGCACUAAAGAGAAUCACCAAGGUUAAGGAUGCUGUGAAGAAGAUAAUCCUUAGGACAUUGAAGCUUCUCUUCUGGGGUAUACUUUUGCAAGGUGGAUAUUCUCAUGCCCCUGAUGAUCUCUCAUAUGGAGUUGACAUGAGAUUUAUCCGAUGGUGUGGCAUUCUCCAGAGAAUAGCUCUUGUAUACUGUGUUGUAGCUCUGAUAGAGACAUUUACCACCAAGCUUAGACCCUCUACCUUGAAGCCAGGACACCUAUCCAUUUUUUCUGCCUAUCGAUGGCAAUGGCUUGGGGGGUUUGUGGCAUUUGUGAUUUACAUGGUCACAACCUUCAGCCUCUACGUUCCAGAUUGGAGUUUCGUGGAUUAUAACAGUGACAAACCCAAGAGAUACACAGUCCAAUGUGGGAUGCGAGGACACCUAGGUCCUGCAUGUAACGCUGUUGGGUAUGUGGAUAGACAAGUUUGGGGCGUUAAUCAUCUUUACUCUGAUCCUGUUUGGACACGCUUGAAGGCAUGCACAUUCAGUUCCCCAGCUGAAGGCCCUCUUCGUAAAGAUGCUCCAUUUUGGUGUCGCGCUCCCUUUGAACCCGAGGGCUUGUUGAGUUCCAUAUCAGCUAUUCUCUCUGGCACCAUAGGCAUCCACUAUGGGCAUGUCUUGAUUCACUUCAAGGGUCAUUCCGAGAGGCUCAAGCAAUGGCUCUCAAUGGGGUUUGUUUUAUUAAUCCUAGGCAUCAUCCUCCAUUUUACAAAUGCUAUUCCAAUUAACAAGCAACUCUACAGCUUCAGCUACGUUUGUUUCACAGCUGGGGCUGCUGGAAUUGUCUUCUCUGUGUUCUAUCUACUGAUCGAUGUUUGGGGGCUUCGUACUCCAUUCUUGUUCUUGGAAUGGAUAGGAAUGAAUGCAAUGCUAGUGUUUGUUAUGGCAGCGCAGGGCAUCUUCGCAGCAUUUGUAAAUGGAUGGUAUUAUAAAGACCCAGAUAACUCACUCGUAUACUGGAUUCAGAAUCAUGUGUUUAUCAACGUUUGGCACUCAGAGAGGUUGGGAACUCUGUUAUAUGUCAUCUUUGCAGAAAUCACUUUCUGGGGUGUUGUCGCUGGCAUCUUGCACAAAUUAGGAAUAUACUGGAAACUGUAACCUAACUACACAAUCAACCAUGUUAAUUAAUAGAACACAAACCUACAAAUAGUCUAAUA